AUGGGUGGGAAACAGUCUCACGGCUUCUCCAACAAGGAGCUGAGCGAGGUGAGCGUCAUCCAAGGAGGCCGAAGGAGCACCGGCAGUGAUCAGACCAGCGUGUCGUCGGCCGCUGAGAGAAUUCGCAGACAUGCCACAGUACACUUUGGCUACAGCACCCUGAGCCUGGCCAUGCGCGGGCUCGACGAUGCCCCAGCUGAGCUGUGGGAGCUGCGUGAGCUCCAGAAGCUCAACCUGUCUAUGAACUGCCUUUGCUCACUGCCUCCAGCUCUCAGUGCCCUAGACAACCUGGUGGUACUCAACCUAUGGGGCAACAACCUGACCAGCCUUCCACCAGAGAUCGGCUUGCUGAAAAAGUUGCGUGUACUUUUUGCUUGCCGAAACCGCCUGAGUGAAGUGCCAGAGGAGCUGGGCUCUUGCACCUGCCUGGAGGUCCUCAGCUUGGCCAACAACCAGAUCAGUGGUCUGCCCAGCAGUUUGGCAGCCAUGCGCAGCCUGACUAAGCUCAACCUGAGCCACAACCGCAUCGCCCACAUCCCUACCUGUGUCUACAGCAUGAAGGGCCUGGUCUUUCUCCACCUUGCCUGCAAUCGCCUGGAGACGAUUGCCGACCAGAUCCAGGACCUAGUCAAUCUCAAAAUACUUAUUGUGGAGGGGAACAGCAUUCACACUCUGCCCAAGACCCUGUGCUUCUUGGAGUCCCUAGAGCUCCUCAAUGUGGACUUCAAUGAACUGCAAAAUGUGCCAGUGGAGAUGUACUUGCUGAUCAGACUUAGAAGGCUGGCCUGCCACCCUCUGGACAAGGGGCUUCAUAUUAUACAUAACCCUUUGCUCAAGCCUAUUCAGGAGGUACUCCAAGGAGGACUGAGCUCUUUGUAUAACUAUCUCAAACCUACGUGAAGCUCCACCAACGAGUGUGAUGCUGGCACCAAGCCGACGCCGGACACAUGGGCGCUCACGGCUCAACCACAUACCUGUCCGGCCACGGAUUCCACUAUUAGUAUUACAUCACAGGGCAUAUUACAGCACACAAAUAGAUUUUAAGUGUCGCUGGCUCUAAAUAAACACCUACAAACCGCCACCACGCACGCUAUGCGGAGCUCGCCUGUGAGCGUUAUCCAUAGUUAAGGGUUAGAAAGUGGGGGCAAAAAUUCACAGGUCUACAUUUGGAGAUUGAUUAGUGGCAAGUGUUUGGUGGGGAGGUGGAUAACAAACACAUGGUUUGUUGCAUUCAGGUCAUAGGGGUCAGUGAGUGGAAAGAACAGUAAAGUAGAAGGGGGAAAAUUAUGCAACAAAGAGCAAACAAGAUACGCGUCCAGUGUGAGAUAAUUUAUGGGAAGAUUCCAAAAGGAUCUAAAAGAAUUUCUCGUAGAAAUGCCAGUGACACUGUUGCUAAUUCUCGGAAGUUCUUUAUGAAUACAUGUUUAUUAGUUUUUCUUAACACUGUAACCUUUAUUUAGUCAGGAAUAAAAUACGAAGAUUUAAAAUUCCUUGCCGAAGUGUCCUGGUCAAAAAAACGUUAUAUGAACUAACUGAAGGAUUUUGUAGUGUCAGAGUAUACAGCAAAAUUAAGUAGUGAUCUGAUUUCAAUUGUAUGGUAUGAGCAAAUGUCAGACAGAGAAACAAUUGGAAAAUGCUAUCAGAAGUUGUAUUGGACUGUGUGAAAAAGUAAUUGCCCCCAAAAGCUAUAGUAUUUUUCAAACUAUAAGGCGAACCGGAUUAUAAGGCGCACCAUCAAUGAACGAGUUCAAUUUUAUACAUAAGAAACACCUCAUUAUAAGGCGCAUUGGUUUAUCAGUGCACUGCAUUUGUCAUUAGUUUGUUAUUGUUUAACAUUCUAAAUAUUGUUUUAUUUAACAAUUUGAUUAUUAGUAGGGUUGUUCCGAUCAUGUUUUUUUGCUACCAAUCCGAUCGUUUUAGUUUGAGUAUCUGCCGAUCCCGAUAUUUCCCAAUCCGAUUGCUUUUUUUUUUUUUGCUACCGAUUCAAUUCCAAUCAUUCCUGAUAAUUUUUCCCGAUCAUAUACAUUUUGGCAAUGCAUUAAGAAAAAAAUGAAUAAAACUCGGGUGAAUAUAUACAUUCAACAUACAGUACAUAAGUACUGUAU
Molecule: messenger RNA, 2105 nt
Organism: Corythoichthys intestinalis (scribbled pipefish)
Lineage: Eukaryota; Metazoa; Chordata; Actinopteri; Syngnathiformes; Syngnathidae
Product: leucine-rich repeat-containing protein 30-like
Exons: 1
Coding region: 1-900 (299 amino acids)
Molecular function (GO): protein binding
Source: RefSeq, a predicted model, not a curated record